Protopolystoma xenopodis is the source of this 369-nucleotide messenger RNA. NCBI's taxonomy places the organism in Eukaryota, Metazoa, Platyhelminthes, Monogenea, Polystomatidea, Polystomatidae. The record is from the annotation of a GenBank genome assembly.
AUGCCGCAAAAUGUACGCGCUCAACGACACUGUCGUCAUGACGACGGCACACCACCUUGGCACAACGUGACAUUGGCCAACGUGUUAGGAUCGACGAGCUGGACCGAGGCAUCGUUUCAUCAGACAAUUUUGGCAGAGUUGCAGGCAAUCAAGCCAGAUUCCACUCUCCUCACUCAACGCCGCAACAACAGUGAACUGUGGUGCAGACGGGACCCGUGCUCCUCGCCACCCCUCCAGCCCCGAGGGAAGUGUCCCUUCGGGUUGUCACGGCGUCUCCUCGUCUCUGUCCGGCUCGCCGUGAUUCCGUCUCGGCCGAGGGCUCGAGCAAAUGCCCAGCACAUGUGGGCAUGUCCUGUUCCACUCUGUUAA